UCCGCGUUGACCUUCAUAAUUGUCACAUAAUUUGCUGUAAACUGAAAAGUCUACAGUCAAUGCUUGUUUAAGCCUCAACUAGGAAGAAAAAUAAGAACAUAGCCUGCAUUACUUUUGAGAGAUCAACAGUGGAAUUCAGAUCAGAUCAUAUACUUACUUCAUUCAAUCCUCUCUCAUUCAACAUAGAAAAACACCAACAAAAAAGGCAAACUUAUCUCGGAUUUCAUAAGCUUAUAAGUUAGGGGCUGAGUUUGUUGAGCUAUGGAGUUCAAGCACUUUAGCCAUGUUCAUGGCCUGGUUUAUCACCAAAUUCCGCAAGGCACCGAGAUUCAAUGUUCCGGCUGCAAGUUUCCGGGUUCCGGCAAUGUCUACGCUUGUUGGCAAUGCAGUUAUUUCCUACACGAACAAUGCUUUCAGGCAAGCCGAUCCUUGAAACACCAUUCUCACACAGCUCAUCCUUUGACAUUAGUCCCAUACCCAACUUAUCCUUCCAAUUCCUUCUACUGCAACACUUGCAAUCUCAUCGGAAAUGGCUUCUCUUAUUGCUGUUCGGAAUGUGAUUUUGACCUCCACAUCCACUGUGCUUUAAAACCCAAUCCAAUUCCUCCCUCAAUCCCUGAAAAUCCCUCCCCUGUUCCUGUUUAUCCCAAUUACCCGAAUUUCAGUCCUCAACCUCCGAUUCCAGGGCCUCAAAGUCAGAAUGUUAAUCAAACUGCAAACUUUUCCCCGAGUUAUCUCCCAUCGGCACCUGAAUCUGUCGGCUAUUACCAAUCCAUCCAGCAAACUAAUGCUAACCCGAAUCCUCUGCCAAUUAAUUCCCCUGUUCCUCCUAUCCCACAAAAUUUUACCCCUAAUCCUCUUCCCACUGGCCCGAAUCUUCCAUCCACUACUACUCCUCCAAGUUUUCCGACUGGUUAUCCUCAACCCAAUGUUCAAUCUAAUCCAACCCCAAGUUCUACCGCCGGAAUCAAUUUUCCGGGAGCUAGUACUAGCAGUGGUAGCCCAGUAAUCCCACCUGCUAAUCCGGUAACAAAUCCUCCAUUGCCACAAGUUUCAGGACCGAUUCGUAUUUCAUUGUUGAGUAAUCCUUUAAAAGUUAAGGAGGUAAAGCAUUUUAGCCAUCCACAUGCUCUGAAACAAAUUGAAAUUGCAGAAAGUGCAAAAAAGAUUUGUUCUGGCUGUGAGGAUGAACUCACUGGCUCAGCUUACACCUGCAUUGAAUCCCAAUGCUAUUUCAACCUCCACAAAUCCUGCUUCGAAUUGCCGAUAGAAAUCCGCCAUAAUUCCCACCUGGAUCACCCUCUCAAACUACUUGCCAAACCCCCUUCCACUUACACAGAUAAUAAGUUUGCUUGUAACGCUUGUCUUCAAAGCGGGGGCGCAUUUGUUUACAAUUGCGAGAUGUGUUCGUUUGAUCUUCAUGUUGAAUGUGUUUUAUUGCCCGAAAGCAUUAUUAGGCCGGAUCAUAAGCAUCCCCUGAAGCUGUUUUACGCGAAUCCUGUUCCGAAGACAGAAGGACAACAAGAUGAUGUGAAGUUUAUAUGUGAUGUAUGUCAAGAACAGGUGCACGAAAUGGCUUGGACUUAUUAUUGCCAUGAAUGUGAUUUCGGCACGCAUUUGGAAUGUGCUGCCUACGAAGUUAAAAGAGCUGAGAGAACUGAAGAAGAAAUUGUUGCUGAAGCGGAAAUUAAGCUGGCUAUGCUUAACAUCUUGAUGAAUGCAGCUCUUGAUCCUGCUAGUCUGCGAGAGGCUAAAUCUGCUUCGAAUUCAUAAAGUCAUUGUACUCAUUUUUCUUAAUUACUUUUCUGCUGUGUGAUUUCUUUCCUUGGGGGGGAUUAGAAUCGAUUGCGGUUGUUUGGAUUUCAGACUGAAUUAUUGUUUAUUUUUUUUCACAUAACUGGAUUUUUUUGGCCCCUUUACAAUGAUCCUUUCAGUGCCUUAUAUUAGAAAAGUGUAAUGUCACUCACUCAUACUACACUUCGUUUUUGAGAGGGUCCAUAUCAAUGUGAUACGUGUAUAGUUACAAUCAUCUUAUAAUUUCUGUAAAAAUUUGUUGUUCCAAUCAAAUAUAAUCGGGUUUGAAAAGUUCUUGAAGAGGAACUAGGGUUCGAGGGUAACGAAGAACACAUAGUAAAGGUGUGAUUUAAC
Messenger RNA from Oldenlandia corymbosa var. corymbosa, 2148 nucleotides. The record is from the annotation of a GenBank genome assembly. NCBI's taxonomy places the organism in Eukaryota, Viridiplantae, Streptophyta, Magnoliopsida, Gentianales, Rubiaceae.